AUGGAUUUUUCAGGAGAAUUUCAUGGAUGCAACUCAAGAACUUCCACUCUUGAACACAAGCCCACGCCUGGUUUCGAUGCGAGCACUUCGAGUUCAACUAGCAGCAGUUCUGUCUUCAAAAGCAACGAGAAAUCUAGUAGGAAUUGGUCUGAUCGGGGCUGUCUCGUAGACAGGGCUCGAGAUAUCUCCAUACGGGUGUGCCAGUUGUCCGUCUUCUGUGACUAUGCUACAAGCACCAUUCUGAGACCGAACUUUCCCUUUCUGGCCCUUCCAGGGGCUCACGAAGAGUCCUUUCCCAGCACGGAACCAUUUGGCUUUAGCGCUGCCACAUACUUUUUGCCAUUCACGUUUCUCCUUGGAGCUGCGAUUUGCUCCCCUGUCAUGGGACCACUUUCGGACCCAGUGGGGCGGAAACCUUGCAUUGUUUUUAGCCUAGUCGUGACAGCCUUGGGAGCCGUCGUCAAGUACUUGGUUCGACAGUCUUUCUGGGGAUUCUGUGUUGCGAACUUUGCACAUGGUCUCAUUGGAGGUGGUACAGCUCCUGUUUCCUUGGCCUAUGCUUCGGACGUAUCAAUCAGCCGGCAUCAGAAGGAUGCAGAAAUUGCAUUCAUGACGGCUCUUUCCAUGAUUGGCAUGGCCAGCGGCGGGGUCAUUGCGAUUUUGAUGGGAGACGAUCAAAGCCUCUUUGCUCCGUUGCUCGUUGGAGCUGGUUCCUGUGCUUUCUCCGCCAUGUUGGUUGUCUUCUUGGUCUAUGAACCCAGCACUCACAUGGAGCUACUAACGUCUCAGACUGACUCUCGGCAUCAAAAACCAAUCCUUGUUGGUAGCGAUGAGGAACCAGUUACAUGUACUAAGCAACUCCGUGAGACAACUGAAGCGUUCGACGACGAAGCAAGUGAGAUUGAUGUCGAGUCACCCGUGAAAGUCGAACCAAAUGUGACCAAAACAGGUGCCAAAGACCACGGCAAGGUGGGCAUUCCGCCCCCAGCAGGGCGGCUUAACCAGAAGGUGGUCUUCACGAUCAUUGUGGGUGCCCUUGUCGAUAAUCUCGGCUCUGCUGGAUUGACCUACAUUUCUAUUUCGCCCAUGGCUUUUAAUGCCUUCUAUCAUGACUUUGUUUCUCAAGGACAAGAACCCAUCAUGUCAGCCGACGCCUUCAAGCUUAUCCAGACCUUGCUUGCCUUAGCCGUUGUCCCUGGAGCAGUUGCAGCGCCCAAGAUUGUCCAAAUGAUUGGUUCUGCUGGUGCUUGUGUCUUGGCCAAUAUCAUGACAGCGGUGGUGAUUGCAGCAUUGCUAGGAGUUACCGAAGGGAUAGAUCCGUCACCUACUUCCUAUGCUGCUUUUGUUACGAUUCUCUAUUCUGGGUUUUCACUGGCAGUGAUUAGUCAAGUAUCGACCGGGACAAUGCUGGAUGCCAUCGCCCCUGAUGACAAGCGGGGAUAUGUGCAAGGUCUCAACCUGAUGAGUCUCAACUUGGCAUCUGCAGUUUGUCCCUACUUGCUUGGCGAGCUGGCAGAUCGUACUGGGACCGCAGCUUGCAUGUGGACAAAUGUGGGCAUCAGUGUUCUUGCUGCUGUUGUGAAUUCACCGCUUCUACAUGUCAGACAGCUUCAAAGGCAAAACACCGAAUGA
This is a messenger RNA of Seminavis robusta, 1632 nucleotides long. The record is from the annotation of a GenBank genome assembly. Lineage: Eukaryota; Bacillariophyta; Bacillariophyceae; Naviculales; Naviculaceae.